AUGGCGGAGGAAGAUAUCGUCACUUACCCCGUGGAGCCGUCCGACCACAAACGCAAGCUUGAAGAUGUUGAAUCGGAGGUCCUCGAGCAACAAGCCGGCUCGCUUGGUCGGUCUAAUGAAGUUUCUUUAGUCGAUGGCGAUAAAGGUUCUGAUUAUUCUCAGGCUAAGCGACCGAAGCUCGAAGAUGAAGCCGCUGAUGGUAUAGGUAUUGAGAAAACUCAAGAAAGUGUUGGGAAAGACGACAGCGGUGAGGAGAGGACCGAGGAAUCCAAGGACGAGGGAACUGGUAAAUCCACUUUGGAGGAGCUGAUUCACGUUGAGGAAUCUGGAAGCAAGAUUGAUAAUGGUAUGCCUGAGGAUAACCAACCAGCUUUUGUUGAGGUUGCAAUCUCUCAGGAAGUUUCUGUUCAAAGUAUGGAAGUGAAGGAAGUCGAUGACAGUAGUAAGGAAGCGAAUGAUGCCAUUGCUCAGAAAGAUAUCGAAAACGAAAGCAAGGAAGCCAAUAAUGGUGGCUCUCAGAAAGAAGAUGCAAAUGAAAGUAAGGAAGCAAAUGCUGAUGGUUCCGACCACCAAAAAGAGACCCGUGACGAAACUAAGGAAGUGAACGGCAGUGGUUCUCAUGAAGAGAUUGGUGACGAAAGUAAAGAAGUAAAUGGUGGAGGUUCUCAUAAGGAGGUUGACGAGACACAGUCCAUGACUCGCCGAAUAGAUGUCCCGAGUUCAAAGGUUGGCACACUUAUUGGUAGAGGCGGGGAGAUGGUACGGCAACUUCAGAUCAAUUCUGGUGCAAAAAUCCAAAUUCGGAGGGAUGCAGAGGCUGAUCCAAAUUCAGCUUUAAGACCGGUGGAGAUAAUUGGAAAUCUUGCUUCUAUAGAGAAAGCAGAGAAGCUUAUCAAUACAGUCAUAGCAGAGACUGAAGCAGGAGGUGUACCUUCCCUUUUCGCUAGGGCGGUCUCAGAACAGAUGGAGAUUAAAGUUCCAAAUGAUAAGGUUGGUGUGAUUAUUGGCCGAGGUGGGGAGACUAUCAAGAACAUGCAGACAAAGUCGAGAGCACGUAUUCAGUUAAUACCACAAAAUGAAGGUGAUGGAUCUAAGGAAAGAACAGUUCGUAUUUCUGGUGAUAAAAGGCAGAUUGAUAUAGCCACCUCGUUGAUACAGGAUGUUAUGUACCAGGAUGCAAGGCCAUCACACCCAUCACACUACUCUGGUGGUUUUAACCAGCCUGCUUACCAACCCCGAGGACUAGGUGGUCCACCUCAAUGGGAUUCGCGUGGUCCUCAUGGCCCCCACUCAAUGCCAUACAAUUACCACCAUGGUGGACCAUACCCAUCUCAGGGCUCACAUUUCAGACCUCCCAAUUCCGGCGGUUAUCCUUCACACCAUAUGCCUCCUAGAAGUGGAUAUGGAUCUAGUUGGGAACAAAGACCUCCACAUACUGGUCCAUAUGAGUAUUACGGUAGGCAAGGAGCUCAAGCCCCAGGCCCUGUGCCCCCCCAUGUUGCUCCUUACUCCCAGCCAGGUCCCCAGCAGACUUAUGGGCAUACAUAUGAUCAGCCAAACUAUGAUAAUCCUCCUAUGCAGCAAUCUCAUGGAGGAUAUGGAGUCUCCCAACAGAGCUAUCCGCCGGCCGGUGGUCAGCACCAAAUGCAGCAGCCAGGUAGACCUUACGGGAUGCAAGGAUCAGCCGAGCAAGGAUAUGGGCCUCCAAGGCCAGCAGCACCUUCUGGUGAUCCUUACCAAGGUCCAACGCAAGCAGCGCCAUCGUAUGGUACAAGCAUGGCUCCACAACAACAAUAUGGUUAUGCAUCAAGUGCGCCUGGUCAGCAAACUUACCCUUCUUACAACUCUGCAGCACCGUCUGAUGGUUAUAACGGUACACAAGCACCCGCAAUUGCCCCAGCUUAUGAGCAGCAUGCUGUUCAGCCAGCUUCUGGCGUGCAGCAAACUUCAGCUGCGUACGGACAAGUACCUCCAACCGGUGGUUAUAGUUCAUAUCCAUCUACACAGCCGGCUUAUGGUAGUACUACACAGCCGGCUUAUGGCAGUGCCCCGGCUCAGAGCAAUGGGAACUAUGGAUACGGCUCUCAAUAUCCUAGCUAUGGAGGUGGAAACGCGUCAGCAUAUGCUGCACCUGUGGGCCAAACCGCUUAUUCCCAGACUGCACCUGUUCAGGCGGGCUACGAGCAAUCUGCAACUCCGUCAGCAGGCUAUGCAGCUGCUCCAGGAACAGCACAGUGA
Messenger RNA from Arabis nemorensis, 2238 nucleotides. Lineage: Eukaryota; Viridiplantae; Streptophyta; Magnoliopsida; Brassicales; Brassicaceae. The record is from the annotation of a GenBank genome assembly.